This is a messenger RNA of Dendronephthya gigantea, 3867 nucleotides long. RefSeq names its product myotubularin-related protein 3-like. The transcript has 16 exons. NCBI's taxonomy places the organism in Eukaryota, Metazoa, Cnidaria, Anthozoa, Malacalcyonacea, Nephtheidae. The record is from RefSeq and is a predicted model, not a curated record. Gene Ontology annotation, biological process: regulation of autophagy; dephosphorylation. Bases 265 to 3402 code for a protein of 1045 amino acids. Gene Ontology annotation, molecular function: protein phosphatase binding; metal ion binding; phosphatidylinositol-3,5-bisphosphate 3-phosphatase activity.
CCCCUCCCGUACCUGCAAUGGUGGACCAGCUUAGCUUGAAGCUUUUUGCGUUGAAGGAGUGUCAAAUUUUAUGAUUUUCACUGUCUAUGCUUGAGCUAUCAUCGGCGUGGAUUUCUAGUGCAUUGUUUCUGAUCUAAGCUACGAUUCUACAUCUUGUUUGCCGAGCUAAGGUACACCAGUUUGCGAUAUAAGUGCAAAGUUUUGAGCAAAGUAAAGUGUACUCUACUGUUUGACAGUCUUCAGAUCAAACAUUGUUUGUGAAAUAUGAAAGAAAACGGUGUAUCAGGUCCAAGCAGUCUGGUGUAUAUCCACUUGAAAGAAUCGUAUCCAAAGAAGGAACUUGUUUUUGACGAUCCAAGUCUUUCAGUCCCAUUUCCUGAGUUGGAUGGUGAAUAUGUUGAAUUCCUUGGAAAAUGCUCCGACUCAGUCUUUGCCAUUUCAAAUUUCCGUUUUUUUGCUGCGUUUCAACACUCAUUUGUAAAUGUCCCAUUGAUGUUGAUUGAGAGUUUGGAAUGGAAAGGAAAAGAAUGCCCAGAAAUAUUCAUUUGUUGUAAAAAUGGACAAUCUUUUCAGUUAAUGUUUGAUAAUGCUGAAGAGGGUGACAAGUGGUAUAAUAGGCUGAGGAAAAAGUGUGGAACUGAUACAAAUUGCCUGAAAAAACUAUUUGCUUUUGCCCAUUACGCUUGGUGUGAGGAUACGCCUCCUGAUAGCCCUUGUAAUGAUGGGGACUUGACGUGCCUUCCAUCUCGAGACACGUUGAACCGUGACUUUCUGCAUGAGUAUAAGAGAAUGGGCUUCGAAAAGGAUCCGGCUUGGAAGAUCACUGAGAUCAACUCAAAGUUUAAGCUCUGUUCUUCUUAUCCCAAGUUGCACAUUGUGCCUGGUAAUAUCACAGAUGAAAAAUUGGAAAAUAUUGCAAAGUUUAGGUCAAGUAACAGAUUCCCUUCGGCUGUUUGGAGGCACAGUGAAAAUGGUUCAGUCAUAGUGCGGUGUAGCCAACCCGAAGUUGGAAUGUUAUAUUGGCGUUGUGCUGAUGAUGAAUAUUAUCUUAAAACCUUGGGAAGCGUUCCUGACUCAGCUGCUUCGAAGCCAGUCCAGAAUGGCAAGAAUGACAGUCUCUCAGACACAUCUUGUUCCUCUAACGAUGAUGAUUCAGACACUUCGCAUACGAACGGUUAUUCAGACAAUUUAAACAAGAAAUCAUCGUGUAAUGGAGUUGACAAGAAAGUCCUGGUUGUCGACUGUCGAUCGUACGCAGCGGCCUUUGGUAAUCGUGUUAAAGGUGGCGGAAGCGAGUGUACAGAGUAUUAUCCGAAUUGUAAAAUCCAGUUCAUGGGACUAGCAAAUAUUCACACAAUUCGCAAGAGUUUUCAAUCAUUGCGGGAUAUUUGUUGUAAGCAAGAGGAACAGACCGGUUGGUUAGCAGCAUUGGAAGCGACGAAAUGGCUCUCUCAUAUCUCGGCGUUGAUCAAAACAGCGUUGUUGGUCGUGAAGGCAAUUGAACAGGAAAAACAACACGUUGUUGUUCAUUGCAGCGAUGGCUGGGAUAGAACACCCCAGGUUGUCGCGCUGGCUGAGUUGCUUUUAGAUCCAUAUUAUAGAACAAUAAAGGGAUUUCGCGUGUUACUUGAACGUGAAUGGCUGGCGUUCGGUCACAAGUUUGCAGACCGCUGCGGUCAUGGUUUCCAUGACGAUGACGUGAAUGAGCGAUGUCCUGUGUUUCUGCAGUUCCUGGAUUGUGUUCAUCAGUUAUUGAGACAGUUCCCGUGCUCUUUUGAGUUCAACGAAACGUUCUUGGUCAAACUGGCCCACCAUACAUACUCCUGUCUCUAUGGUACCUUCCUUUGUAACACGGAACAAGAGCGUCUCACAGCAAACAUUCGGUACAGCACAUGUUCAGCUUGGUCCAUGCUGGAAUCUCAGUCAAGGAACUGUAGAAAUUUUCUAUAUUCUCCGCAGGAGAAAAAGGUUUUGUAUCCAGAAUAUCAAGUUCGUAAUAUUAUGUUGUGGUCUUCUCUGUAUUGUUCAAAUCCUGUUAUAUUUUUUGAUAACCCAACCUCGUUAAACUCAAGUGACGUUGCUCUAAAUAACGACCAAGAGUUUCAUUACGACGAUGUAAGAACCGAGCCCGAGAUUCGCCCGAACGUUGCUCGACGGAACUCCGACGGAGAUGUAAAAGUUUCGAGCGCGGACGGAAGUCUCGUGGCAGGUUCGUCAGCCCGAGAUGAUACCGAACUUUAUCUCACGAAAUCUCUGGUCUGUAAAUCUGAGUCCAUGGUGAGCCCGGGUUCAUCUCAAGGUAUCUCGACUGCAAGUCCAGCUAAAGGAUCAUUAGCUAAUGGCGUGGCAGAAAAGUCCAUUGAAACUAAUACUAGUUGUGGAAAUAAUGAUCACGAUGGAGCGCUGGAACCUUGUACAGAAGAAGGUUGUGACAAUAGUUCUGUUGAUCAAAAUAUAGCAGUAUUUAAGAGUGACAAUAUUGCACUUCAUCAGGAUGGAACGAAGGACAAAUUAAAUAGUUCUGAAUCUGAUCAGAAAGGCUUGUCAGAGAAGAAUGAUCUUGGUGACAGUCUAACCAGUAGUUCAAAUACCUUAGUAGAUGAAUCCACUUCUAAUAACGACGAACACAUGGUAAACGGUUCCGAAAAUGGAAACGAUUGUCUGCUGAACGGUUUAGAAACUUCACACAACACUAAAAAGACUGUAUCAAAGGCUAUUAAUUGUAAAUCAAAUCAUCGCCUGAAGCCUUUCAUUGAUGGACCUCUGUUAUCACAAGACGGGGCAAGUUCUAGCAAUAUUAGGAAACACUUUUCAGAAGAUGGGGGGAGUUUUAAUGGCUGCAGAGGCACGCCGCUUUCGCCGAAGGAACGGUCUUAUAAUAAACUUUGCAAAUACAUUGACGAGGAUGGAUUAUCGUUGGUUGUGGAUCCCGUGCAAGCGCGGCUUGUCAAGUUAGAGCGAUGUUAUCGUGAGAGGAUCGAAGGAUUGGAAACACAACUAGAGGCGAGUGGUUGCGUUUGUGGACUUCGUCAAAAAGUCAACAACAAGCAAGAUAUGCACUCCAUCAUUGAGCCGACAUAUGCUCGUUCAAAUUCUCUGUCCAGUAAUACCGCUUCGGACACUUGUGGAAGUUGGGAACGAGUUGAUGAUGCUGAUGUCACACAUGUAUUAUGGGUGCCAGACCACCUCGCCGUUAGUUGCAGAGGUUGUGACGAAACAUUUACCAUCACCAAUCGAAAACAUCAUUGCAGAAACUGUGGCAAAGUGUUCUGUAAUUCAUGCUGUAACGACAUGUCUCCGGUGCCUUCCGAACAACUUUACGAUCCUGUCCGAGUAUGCAAGCCGUGUUUUGGUAAACUUCACGUGAAAAAUAACCAGGACAUUACUGUGGCAGCCUCGUGAGAAGCCUUUGUGAAGAUUUUAGCUGCGAUAUCUCACAGGUCUUUCAGUUAGUUUAGGUCUUUCAGUUGGAGAAAGCUCUUUCAAUGUAUAACACCCAUACAAGAAGAUAUUCCAACUCAAGACAAACGCAAAAUUCAGUUUAGGUUUCAACAAUUUCAUUUAAGAAAAUGAACCGAUAUUUUCGUGUAAACUUGCCAUAACGAAUACCCACCGUUAAAAUUGUUAAAUUCAAAUACUAUCCUUCGAUGUUUCACUGAAAUAUUUACCAUAUAUUAUUGUUACAAAAAUAUCCAGACGUUCCUUGUCUGUGCAUCAUUGUAGAAGUACUAAGUUAUAUAAACUUUGAAUGAAUUUAUGUUAUUAUCAUUGAAUGUUCCAAACCGUAUAACGGAAAGUUUUUAAAAUUAUUUGUAAUAAUUAUUAAAUAUGACAGCAAAGCACGCUAUUUGUUAAUAAAUGACGUAU